Xiphophorus hellerii (green swordtail) is the source of this 7755-nucleotide messenger RNA. It is a transcript of the gene gli1, whose product is annotated as GLI family zinc finger 1. NCBI's taxonomy places the organism in Eukaryota, Metazoa, Chordata, Actinopteri, Cyprinodontiformes, Poeciliidae. The transcript has 13 exons. Gene Ontology annotation, biological process: regulation of transcription by RNA polymerase II; smoothened signaling pathway. Gene Ontology annotation, molecular function: RNA polymerase II cis-regulatory region sequence-specific DNA binding; DNA-binding transcription factor activity, RNA polymerase II-specific. The record is from RefSeq and is a predicted model, not a curated record. Gene Ontology annotation, cellular component: nucleus. Bases 420 to 4880 code for a protein of 1486 amino acids.
CAUUCCCGCAUUGGCUGUGCAGCCAACUCCAAGGCGCUUUGCGGGACUCCAGAGCCGAACAUGGGGUGCAGUUUUGUCAACGUCUGCCUAAAGACACUUUGAAGAAUUCGAAAGUAUGCAAGAUCCCUGCUGAAGAAGGAACAAUGUGUCGGUUUCUGUGAAGAUUUCACUCAUCUCCAUCCGCCUGCUUACCAGAAAAGUUGAGAGAGAGAGAGAGAGAGAGAGAAAGAAAGAAAUAAAGAAAGAAAGGGGAAAGAGAGAGAGAGAGAGAAAGAGACGGGAGGCUUUACUGGAAACUUUCUCAGUCCCUGGAUCCUCUGAGCUCUUCCAAGGACUCCAGUCAGGGAGUUUCAUGCUGAAUAUUUCUCCUCUACCCUGAGGUCCAGGCUGUAAGGGGAGCAGUCGGUCUCUGAGCUCCAAUGCCAGUGGACAUGCAGCCACAUCAGGGGCUGUAUUACUAUGAGACCUCACCCAGCCAGCCCUCCAGAGGCAUUGUGCCAUCGGACCAGUCUCCCUACAGCGAUGUGUCUCCCCUCCGAGUCCUGCACCUCGACGGCCCUCCCCAGGACUGCCACACUAUGUACAAUCCCAUGACUCCCAGUAUGGCUCAUGGAUCUGGAUCAGGUCCGGUUCAGGGAAACAGCCACUGCUUGGAUCAAUACAUGAGGCCUCCUCAGGCCCUUCCACUGCACAAUAUGAUGGGCCACAGGGGCAUGCCUCCCACAGAGGGUAGCAAUAGCGCCCCCUACUGCAACCAGAAUAACAUGAUGUCGUCACAUCCCAACUUCUGUCAGCUUCAGCCCAGCUCUGAGCAGAUCGGCUCUGGUGACGGCUCAAGGUUCUCCACACCUCGCUCUAUGUUGAAGCUGAGUAAAAAGAGAGCCCUGUCCAUCUCACCUCUGUCUGAUGCCAGUGUAGACCUGCAGACCGUCAUUCGGACCUCGCCCAACUCGCUCGUGGCCUUCGUUAACUCUCGCUGUAACCCCAAUGGAGCCAGCUCCUAUGGUCAUCUGUCUGUGAGCGCCAUGAGCCCAUCUCUGAAUUAUUCCAGCAACAUUAACUGCCACUCCAGACAGCAAGGGUCCAUAUACGGAGGAAACGGUGGCACACCUCUGGGUGUUCACACACCAGGUCCUUGCCAAGCUUCCCGUUUACCGCCCCACAAUCCCCGACUCCUCGUUCCACCUAAGCAUGGACAUCAGCUGAAAACAGAGCCAGGUCUGGUAGGCGUGAUGGACGGCAUGAAUGUAAAGAACCUGGAGGAAAGGUCAGAGGGAGAUGUAGCCAGUCCUUCCUCCACCGGCACUCAGCAGGAUCAUCUGAUGGGCUUGCUGGAUGGCAGAGACGACUUGGACAAGGAGGACGGGAAGCCGGAGCCGGAGGCCAUCUAUGAGACCAACUGUCGCUGGGAGAGCUGCAACAAGGAGUUUGACACACAAGACCAGCUUGUACAUCACAUAAACAACGAGCACAUCCACGGAGAGAAGAAGGAAUUUGUCUGUCAUUGGCAGGAGUGUUCUCGAGAGCAGCGGCCUUUUAAAGCUCAGUAUAUGCUCGUGGUUCACAUGCGCAGACACACAGGAGAGAAGCCGCACAAGUGCACUUUUGAAGGCUGUAAUAAAGCCUACUCUCGCCUGGAGAAUUUGAAGACCCACUUGCGCUCUCACACUGGGGAGAAACCAUAUGUAUGCGAACAUGAAGGGUGCAAUAAAGCCUUCUCCAACGCUUCAGACCGGGCCAAGCACCAGAACCGAACUCAUUCCAAUGAGAAACCAUAUGUUUGUAAGAUCCCUGGUUGCACUAAGCGAUACACAGAUCCAAGCUCUUUGCGUAAGCACGUGAAGACAGUACAUGGCCCUGAAGCCCAUAUCACCAAGAAGCAUCGAGGAGACACAGGCCCACGACCCCCUGGCUCAGCUCUGACCUCUGGAGGCCAAACAUCGGAGCUGCUCCUCGAAAAGGAGGAGACAUGCAGGGAAGACUGCAAAUUGUUGGCACCUGAGACUGCCCUGAAGUCCCAGCCAAGUCCUGGUGCUCAGUCGUCUUGCAGCAGCGAACGUUCUCCACUGGGGAGCACCAAUAACAAUGACAGUGGAGUGGAAAUGAACCUAAAUGCAGCAGGAAGCUUGGAUGAUCUCACAGCUUUAGAGGAUGGAGUUGCAGGUGGAGGAAGUGGUGGAGGAGGGGAGCCAGGAACAAUGGGAAUGUCUGCGCAGGCUCUGAAGCGGCUGGAGAACCUGAAGAUUGACAAGCUAAAGCAAAUUCGAAGGCCGACUCCUCCUGGCCGCUGUGCCAGUAACAAGCUUCCUGCCAUUUCUGGUUCAGGGGACAACAUGGGAAUGUGUGCACCUUCUCCACUUAAUCGACGAGUAAUGGAGCUGUCCAACCACGAGCUCGGAGCUGGAAAUAUAGCAAACUCUACUAAUGACAGGAGAGGAAGUGGUACAAGCAGCCUGAGCUCAGCAUACACAGUGAGCCGUCGCUCCUCUAUGGCAUCCCCUUACCUAUCUAGUAGACGCUCCAGUGAUGUCUCACAAAUAGGAGGGACAGCAGGGGGCGGCUGUCACCUCCUGAGUCCAGAACAAGCUGGGGGAGACCCUCUUUCACCUGAAACCUAUCGUAGAGGAGCUCCAUGUCCCGGAGGUGGAGGGUUACCAGGUCUCCCCAACUUAACACCUGCUCAGCACUACAGCCUGAAGGCCAAAUAUGCUGCAGCCACUGGGGGACCUCCACCCACUCCUUUACCUAACAUGGAGCAGUCUGGUACACCAGUAAGAAGGGGGGGUCCUUUGAGUGAGUACCAAGGGCAGCCUUUACCUCCUUUCCUCCAGCAAGGAGGUCCUCGGCGGCACAGUGCCAACACAGAAUACGGUACUGGAGUUAUCUACCCUCACCAGGCUCCAGGUAACAACACCAGGCGGGCCAGUGAUCCGGUUCGAUCAGUAGCAGACCCACAAGCUCUACCCAAACGCUUUAACAGCCUCAAUAAUGUGGCCAUGAUGGGCCGCAGAAAUGCACUACAACUUCGUAGCUCUGACACAGGUCUUUCCCGCCACAUGUACUCCCCACGUCCACCUAGCAUCACAGAAAAUGUAAUGAUGGAAGCCAUGGGUAUGGAGCCCCAUCUCAACACUGUUGAUGCCAGAGAUCGUUCCAUGAUGAUGACCCCUGUAGAGAGAAACUUUAUGAGUUUCCAGCAACAGAAUCAGACAAUGGGAGGUGGAGGUCCACUUCCAAACCAGCUGUCCCCGAGCCAUGACUCUCUGGGCUGCCCGGAUCCCGCUUACAUACAGCGGCAUUAUCAGGCACACGGAGGAGAAGUCAUAUCCAGAGCAAGUGGGAAUCCAUUAAGUCAAGCAAGACCUACACAGCCAGAUGGGAUGUCAAAUACUCUUCUCCAACAGGCUGAGUAUGGCAUGAGCACCUGCCAGCUGAGUCCUUCCGGUCCACAUUACCCAGGCAUAGGUCAGGGCAGUGACAGUGGGGGUCCUUGGAAUGACAACCACAACCAAAUCCAAACUUCAAGCCAUGCAAUUCAGAACCAGCAGUCGGUGCGGUUCUCAGAUUCCAGUUUGCAGCCUCAACAAACACAAGCUCACUUCAACAAUCAGACAGUCCUCUACAAUAAUUCUGAUGGCAAUCACAAACCUUUCAUCAAGCCCGAGCAACAGUUUCACCCUGGUAUGGGUGGUGGAGAUGCCUGUCAGAGUGCGAAGCUCCAACAGCAACGAAUCCUCCUGCAGCAAACACAGACUUACCCCCAACAGAGUGGUCAAGUGUUGAUGAGAAACUCUGGCCACCCAAGCUGUGAUUUUCAAGGGCAGAACCCAGGUUCGUACCCUAGUGGAGGUGGCUUAAGUUUGGGCUGUGCCGGUUCUGCGCUGUCAGAAGGCCAAAGGUCAGAAACCCCAAUGAUGCAGGUGAAAGAGAUGAUGGUGAGGAAUUAUGUGCAGUCUCAGCAAGCACUCAUGUGGGAGCAACAACAAGAGCAAGAGCAGCAGAGUGGAAUAAAACCAACUUCUCUUUCUGACAACAUGGGUUUGAAUGCUCAAGCAGCAAUGAUGCAACACAGCCCAGAGCACCAGAAUCAAAACCUGUAUCCCAACCAGAUGUAUCCCCCUUACCCUGAACAUAAUCUGGUAAUGAGCCCUGCUGCCCACAGCCGAGGAUCCACCUCAGUUACACCUAAAGAUCAGCACCUGACAGGUCUCCAGGGUACAUGCUACAAUCAGGAAAUGGUUGUGCCCAGGCCACCUCAGGGACACAAGCCUCUCAGCCGCCAGAAUAGUCUGCCACAGGUAGGAGGGGGUUACCUUGGCAGUUCCCCCCACCAGAGCCCUGUACACUCCACUUCCAGCCCCAGACGAGGGGUUCGACUUCCACCUGUCCAGCAUCCACAGCACCCUCAAAAUGAAAUGUUUUCUCCCUCCAACAACAACAACAACAUGUACUAUACAGGUCAGAUAAAUAUGAAUAUGGAAAAACACAGGGACCCCCAGAAUGGACCUUGCCUUAACCAGCCGACCAAUAUGGGACCGCCAAACCUGGACCCAGCAGGUGACACCAAGUCUGCCCCUAUGGCUCCCUAUCCAGAGUCUAGUCCCAUCUCGAAUGCCUUAGAAAACCUGGACUUGGAGAAUGCUCGCAUUGACUUUACUUCCAUCAUCGAUGAAGCUGAUUCUUCCUCAUUUAGUCCAGUCAACAAUCCUCUUCAAGGUCUUCCAGGAUCAUCCUCCCAGGCUUCUUCACGCCUCACCACCCCACAAACGUCCGUCAGCCUGACUCCAGGCACUGGCCUGUCCAACAUGGCUGUGGGUGAUAUGACAUCCAUGCUUACCUCACUGGCUGGGGAAAAUAAGUACCUGAACACUCUGUCUUAGGGGACUCUAGGGCAGCUUAGCAUGCAUUAGCUACAGAAAAGCAAUAAACCUUGGCCUUGUUUUUGUUUUUCAAAAUCAGAUUCUGUCACUUUGAGGGAUUUUUGACUGAAGGUUUAGCCAGACCAGAAAGACUGUAAAGUGGAACUGUUCAUAAAAUGGAUCAAUAGUACUAAAACCAGCAAUAAUAACUUACUGGAGACUCAUGUAAAAAGAUUUGAUAAUGUAUUCUAAUAGGUUUUGGGUGCAAGUUGAGGCAAAACUGCUAAUACAGUCUAAUCACGUUUAAAAAAAAUAUGCAAACCACCAUCAAAAACCUUAAAACCAAAGGUGCCGGCUUUUCCCCAUUUAUAAUUUUCCCCCUGCUGCCUUGGUACUGUUUUUCUGUGCCUUAGAAUAAGUCAAAACUGUUUUUUGAUUUGAUCAUAGGAUGCUGAACAGUUUUUAGCAAUCGAAAAGGGCUUUGGCAACAGUGGAGCAAAGAAGGAUUUAUGUAAAUAUGUUUUAUAAAUAUAUAUAUAUACAAAAUGUGUAUACGACAAUGAGACAUUGAAAGGUUGUCUUUUGAUAGUUUGCUUGAUAGUUUGCUUGAAGCUCAAUGUUCAGGGGUUAGUAUUUUUUGUUUGUUUGAAGAGACAAGAAAGCUAUGCUUUUAGUGAUUGACAAAUGUUUCUCUUGGCCUUGUAAAUCUUCUGUGUUACUCUUGAUUUCUUCCUUUUCUGUAUCAACACAAUCUAUACCAGCAACAUAUCAGUAUUCCUACAUAUGCACCAUUGCAAAGCAGUCACAUGCAUUGUAACCCUUACACCUAUCCCUACACACUGACACUCAGGACUUGUUUUGACUCUUUAAUGUUCACACUACAUGUAUGUUUGACUUGCCUUUCCAGACAGAGUUUGCACUCCACUUGUUUACUUUAAGUGUUUCUAAAGCAGCUACUUUUUUAUCAGGUGUCUUUAUAACAGAAUGUGCCUACCACUUCUGAGGUACAGAAUGUGAGAAAAGCUCAAUUAGUACAUUUAUGUUUACUGGCAUCCUUAUUGACGGUGAUAAAAAGCUUUAAAAUGAAUGAAUCUUUUAUUGCAGUGUCUUAAUCUCACAUUGAAAUGUCGAAAAAAUGAAUUUGAGUACAUUUAUACAGGCUUUAUUUUUUAUUAUUUUAAAUAUAUACAAUGAAACUGAUCGACAACUUUCUCAUUAUUGCAUAAAAGCAAUGAAUAGGAAGAGUAAAUAGUAAGAUACAAGAGACAUAAAGAAAAAAUGACAUUAAACUGUGUUGCUAUGGAAAUCAACAGUAAUACUGCACAGAUUAAAUUGAUUUCUCUAAACUAGAUUUAGGUGUCUUACUCAUUGCUUAUGGAUAAAAACUUGUGUUUAUGUAUCUUCUGACUCAGGUGUGAAACAUUUGAGAGGAUCUUCCUUGCCUUGCUAAGACAGCAGAAGGUUACAGGUUUUUAGAGAGCAGAGAGGGCAAAACCAUGAUUUUCUAUGCUGUCUUAUUGUGAUUUGGAGCCAAGGUUGACUCACAGAAGUAGUCACUUUUUGUGUCAAAAUUUACUAUUGAUUGAAAUACCAAAAUAAUCUGGCAUUUCAAUCAGUUCAGGAUGUCUUCCACUUAAGGCUUUCUGACACUUUUGAAGUUAAACAGCCUAAUUACUGAAUAAAAGUUUCUGCCCUCCCAAGUCAACUUUUAAUAUAAAAUAUAUACAAAAUAAGGCUCCAUUACAUUUAUUUUAAAGCAUGUAAAUAAUGUAUUUUUUCAGGAUGACAUUUUGCUACUGCAAUAAAAGAUGCAUAUAUUUUGGAACUUUUGACACAUCCUUUUCAGUGUUUCUAGUAAAUGUGGCCAGCAAUAACAGUGAUUUAUAUAUGGCAGCAUGUAUGUUUAAACAGACUGCAUUUUCUGUACAAUAAUCUAACCACCAGCUUCACACAGGACUUAGCUGAGGGUGAUAGUAACUGAGGAUAUUGAGUUAAUGUGUAAUUGUUUCCUAUAUUUUAGAAACUGAGGUACAUUCAUAGGACAACCUACUGCACUUUGGCUCUAAUCCCAAAGAGUUACAUUCUACAUAACUAAUUCACAAAAAGGCUAAUCCUGCUAUCACUGUAGUAAAGUGUUUAUCAGAUACAGAGAGGUACCGGUACUUUAACAGUUGAGCUGUAUCCCAGGAAGAAAGCAGCAGCUCUUUUUAGUAAAGUGGUUUUGCACUGAUUACAGCACUGUUUGGAAAAUAUCCCUGUGUCUUUCAGUGACUCACGCCAACCUCAUUUACAUGACUAUACAGACUUCAUACAGUUUAUGAUUAGGUCAGAGAUCUGAGCCUUUUUAAGCUUGCUGGGGCCACACUAAAGUAUUUCAUAAAGCAUGACUAUUCAGCAGAUCACAGUAUUGUCACUUCAGCCUUAGCACCAAUUAAUAUUUCCUCAGUUUGGAAUAAGUGUACAUCAUACCAAAGAUUCAAGGUAACAGAGGAAAAGAUGCACAAAUAGAGUAUUAAAGCUCAACACUAACACUACCCCAAAGUACAUGAACAUUAAUUGUUAGUGCUGUCAUGUAGAAUGUAUAUGUUUUGUACAAAAUCUUUUUAUAUUAAUGAACCUUAUGAUUGUUGCCCGGCGUGUGUGUGGGUGUGUGUGCGGGUGUGUGUGUGUGUGUGGGGGUGAUUUGUUUUUUGUUUUCUUUUUUGUAACUGUUAUCCUUCAUUCUGACUUAUUUUGCUGGCAAAAGAUUAUCACCUUUAGCAAAACAAAGCUAUUUUAGUAGCAAAAACUAAUAGAAUAAAGUGAAGUGUUUUAUUUUCUGUACAAUUUUCUACAUUUUUAUACAUAUGUGCUAUAUUUUACCAGUUCAUAAAUAAACCUGCAGUUUGAUAUGGGU